Messenger RNA from Galeopterus variegatus (Sunda flying lemur), 2148 nucleotides. It is a transcript of the gene MTHFD2L, whose product is annotated as methylenetetrahydrofolate dehydrogenase (NADP+ dependent) 2-like. Gene Ontology annotation, molecular function: methylenetetrahydrofolate dehydrogenase (NAD+) activity; methylenetetrahydrofolate dehydrogenase (NADP+) activity; methenyltetrahydrofolate cyclohydrolase activity. Gene Ontology annotation, biological process: tetrahydrofolate interconversion. Gene Ontology annotation, cellular component: mitochondrion. Lineage: Eukaryota; Metazoa; Chordata; Mammalia; Dermoptera; Cynocephalidae. The transcript has 7 exons. The record is from RefSeq and is a predicted model, not a curated record. Bases 28 to 897 code for a protein of 289 amino acids.
GAAGCCAUUAUUAUCUCAGGAACUGAAAUGGCCAAACAAAUCCAGAAAGAAAUACAGCAAAGUGUGGAAUCAUGGAUUUCCCUUGGGAACAGAAGACCUCACCUCAGUAUCAUUUUAGUGGGAGAUAACCCAGCAAGCCAUACAUAUGUCAGGAAUAAGAUAAGAGCUGCCUCUGCUGUAGGUAUCUGUACUGAGCUCAUUCUAAAACCUAAGGAUGUUUCUCAGGAAGAACUUUUGGAUAUAACUGGUCAAUUGAACAUGGACCCAAGAGUCAGUGGUAUAUUAGUUCAGUUACCACUGCCAGACCACGUCGAUGAGCGAACAAUAUGCAAUGGAAUUACCCCAGAAAAAGAUGUAGACGGAUUUCAUAUUUUCAAUAUUGGAAGGCUAUGCCUUGAUCAGCAUUCUCUUAUACCUGCCACUGCCAGUGCUGUUUGGGAAAUAAUAAAAAGAACAGGAAUUGAAACAUUUGGGAAAAACGUCGUUGUGGCUGGAAGAUCCAAGAAUGUAGGGAUGCCCAUUGCCAUGCUUUUACACACUGAUGGAGAGCAUGAACGGCCGGGAGGUGAUGCAACUGUGACAAUAGCUCACAGAUAUACCCCCAAAGAACAAUUGAAGACCCAUACUCAGCUGGCAGAUAUUAUCAUAGUAGCUACAGGUAUUCCGAAGUUGAUUACAUCUGAUAUGGUUAGAGAAGGUGCUGCUGUAAUUGAUGUGGGGAUCAACUACAUCCACAAUCCAGUGACAGGAAAGACAAAAUUAGUUGGAGAUGUUGACUUUGAAGCUGUUAAGAAGAAAGCUAGCUUUAUCACUCCAGUUCCAGGAGGCGUGGGACCCAUGACAGUGGCAAUGCUUCUGAAGAACACCCUUUUGGCAGCUAAAAAAAUCAUUUACUAGAUCAUGUGAAAGAAUAAAACAAACUGAAGUCAUGCUAUUUAUUUAUUUGACAAAGGGCAAAAACCUUUAGAUUUUACUACAAAUCUAUUUAUUCUACAUUGUAUUUAUUUUUUCACAGACAGAAUCAUGUGGAUCAAUGAUUCACACAACUUUACACAUUUCCUGCUAAUGAGUUUUGAGUUUCAAAAAAACAAAAACAGUUUCAAUCAAAACAGUUUCAAGCAAAAUUUUGGUAAUAAUUCUUUACUUUGUGUAUAUUUGUUCAUAAUGCUAAAACAAUAAAGGACUCACAAUAAAUAUAUUUUUGACACAAUUAAAUAUCACACACAGUGUUUUCAACAAAUGUUUUGUCAGCCAAAUGCGCACCCAUGUAAAAUGUAAUUUAGGUUUCAUAGUAAGUGUGCUCAAUGUUUAAUAUAUUUUGUGUUCUAUGUCACAUGAAGAAAAAGAGCUUACUCACUAAAAGAGAGAUGGAAUAUUGAAAAUAAAAUCUUGAUCUCAGAUAUUUGCCAAAUGUAUCCUACAUGACCAUUCUAAAGAGAAAUGAUAUUUUAUUACAGGAAAGAAAAAUAUUCAAAGAAGGCAAAAAAUGCAACGCUCCUUGGAAAAGUGAUGAUUAUAUCAUAUUGUGAAUGACUCCUUGACAUGGUAAAAAUAUAUAAGGAAUGUGUUCAAUUUACAUGUUAUUUCUUUUUUCUUCUAAAAAAAAUUUGGAUAGUACCUUCACUGAGCAAUAAUAAAAAAAAUCCAAAAAAUAAAUAUACAAAAUAAAACUAGGAUUGUAUUUUCCCACAAAUAUCAGACAAAUAUAGGAUGAGCAAAGUCAUGAUGAAAGAAAAGCAACUGUUAACAUUUGUUCACAAAUUUAGAAAUCUAAUAGGAAAACAUGAUACUUUCAAUAUGCCAAAACUAAACCUUAGUAUACAACUAAAAAUCCACUGCUUUGUUGCCCACAGUUCUUUCCUCUUCUGUUAAUGGCAUAUGGUUCUCAAUGUAGAUGCAAUGUUUCUAACACAAUUUAAAUUAGGAAAUACAUGUGAAUGUCAGUUGAAGGCUCUUUUUAGACUGCUGGAGCCACAUAAGUGACAUUGUGUUUUAUGCUCAAAUCCCAGGGUGUUUAUGUAUGUACCAGUAAUGAUUCUUACCCAAUGCAUGUCUUUAUCAGUGUGUACUCUUGAUCAUUUGUGUGAAAAUAGACUAGAUGUUUAUAAUAACAUUUCAACUGGAUAAUAAAAGCAAUUUAAAGAAGAA